Molecule: messenger RNA, 534 nt
Organism: Prunus mume (Japanese apricot)
Lineage: Eukaryota; Viridiplantae; Streptophyta; Magnoliopsida; Rosales; Rosaceae
Source: RefSeq, a predicted model, not a curated record
AUGGUGAAACUGUGUGCUCCUGCGUGCUUCUCACCUCCACUCAAACUUGAGCCUCUUGGUCCUAUGUUGGUUUUGUAUCCAUCUGGGAGAUUUCUGAUAAAUUCAUUUGCACUUGCAGUUCGUGCUGCAUCCCCUACCAUUUCCAUGUUAAUUUUUGCCAACAGAUCCCUGUACCCAAUAUUUUCAGCAACUGUUCUUGGAAAAAAGUUGGCUAAGAAGAACCCAAAAGUAACGUUCCUAAAAGUGGACGUGGAUGAACUGAAGACUGUUUCUGAAAAGUGGGGUGUGGAUGCAGUGCCUACCUUCCUCUUCCUCAAGGAAGGCAAGGCAGUGGACAAGGUUGUGGGUGCCAAGAAAGACGAGUUACGGACCAAAGUAGAGAAGCAUGCCGCUGCUGCCUCCCGCAUUGAUGAUACCAGCCGCACCGGUGCUAUUGCUAAGGCUACUGCUACUGCUUCUAAUAGUGCUACUGUUACUGCUACUACUACUAGUACUGCUGGUGCUACUCUUACUGCUACUCCUGCUGCUGCCUAA